AUGGCGGCUGCAGGCAAAGGCAAGAAGCGCAAGGCCGCCCCUGGGGGCGCUGGCGGCAGCAAGAAGAAGAAGCAAAGCAAGACAAAGAACAAGGCCCAAGCUGAGCGCAAGAGCUUCUCUGCUGGACCCAAGAGCAAGACGAAGAACGGCUCGAAGAAGCCGCAGCCAGUCGCUCGCCAGCCCACGUCGCAGCUGCAGGAGGAAGACGUGGAGAUUGACGAGGAAGACGUGGCUUUCUAUGAGAAUAACACGGAAUUUACGACUUUCCUGGCUAAUAUGGACACGAAAGGGCUGAGCAAGCCAGUGCUGACGAAAGGUGACAAGAAGGUCAAGUCUGUCAAGACACCAGCAGCAAAAGGAGGAGAGGAGAAGAGCAGUGAGUCCAAGGGAGAAGACGUGCCGUUGGAAAAGCUCGAGGCUCAUCCACGCAAAGCUGCGUGGACGACGGACAAGCAGGAGGUACUGAAGGACAAGCUGCCGGUCAAGUUUAUGGAUGGCAGCGUGCGUGCCAACAAACUGAUGGUGGAGAAAGAGAUGGAGGUUGAGGCUGCAGCGGAUCCGAUUGAAGUGGAGGAGGAGGAGGAGGAGGAGGAAGAAGAGGAAGACGUGAGUGUGAAGAACGAGAUGGACUCGGACGUGUCGGAUAUGGAAUUUGAAGAGAUUACGGACGCUUCCGCUGCAGCACCUAGAGACACGCCACUGUCGGCGGUGGAUCUGAAGCGCCAACGUGGGAUCCGCCUGGUGACGAAGAAAGUGGAAAUUGCGCAGCUCUGUGAAAGCAUUUUGGAGAACCCGGAGGAGUCGUUUAAGAAGAACAAGGAUCAUCCACAGCAGUUUAGCAAGAUCCAGCAGCUACAAUCGCUGUGCCAUGAUCCAGAUGUGACGGUGCAGCGUCUUAGCUUGAUGUCACAGUUGUCGGUGUUUCUGGAUAUCUUACCAGACUACAGGAUUCGUCUUCAGAAGAGUGAUGCUGGUACCGAGGACAAGGGCAAGCAGAACCACGGACGUCCUAUGAAGAAAAAGGUGCAACAGAUGCAAGAUUAUGAGGCUGCCCUGCUCAGCAACUACCAACAGUUUCUUAAGCACUGCGCUGGGUUGGUUGUGAAAGGGCUGAAGGGUAAACACCCAGAGCAGCUUGCCACCAUGACAGUGCGCGAUCGGCGUAACGUGUUGCUCGCUGAGACUGGUGCCCGUUGUUUAGCACAAUUACUGGAGAAGAAGUACGCCUUCAACUUCCACCUCAACCUCGUGAUCGCACUGGUACCAAUGGCCGACUCGCAGUUCAAAAACAUCCGCGAGCAGGCUUGCGCGUCUUUCGAAUGUGUCUUCAAGAGUGAUAAAACGUGUGCGUGCUCUUAUGAGAUUGUCCAGCAGAUAUCGAGCUAUGUGAAGCAGAAGCAGCACCGUGUGCAGCCGUACAUCAUUCGGACGCUGCUGGUUAUGCCACUUGAAGUCACCAUGGAGCAGGGCGAAGCAGCGCGCAAGAAAGCAAAGUCCGACCGCAAGAAACGUCGUCGUCAGCAGGCAGAUGGAGACACUGUUGCCGCUGGUCUCAAAGAAGCUGAAGCUGUAGUGGACCGAGCCGAGCGCGAAAAGACGCAGGCUGACAUUCUACACGAGCUUGUGCUCAUUUACUUUCGCAUUUUGAAGCAAGCUACCUACUCGCAGGCACUUCCUGCCGUGCUGGAGGGACUUGCUAAGUACGCGUUCCUGAUCAAUCUUGACAUCAUGAUCGACCUGCUUAAGGUGCUCAAGGUUCUGCUGCGCGAAGAGGACGUGCUGCCACUUCCUGCGGCACUACAGGCGGUGCUAACGGGAGUGCGUGCACUGCAAGGUCCUGGUGGACAGGAACUAAUGAUCGACGAGAAGGAGUUCGUGGACAUCCUUUAUCGUCUGUUGUAUCGCUUCGCCGAUGGCGAGGCGGUCUCAGACUCAUCCUGCUUCCCGACUCUGCUGCAGUGUGUGGAGGCAGUGUUCUUACGCCGAAAAGAGAUUGUCGUGGAGCGCGUGGCGUCAUUUGUGAAAAGACUAUUGUUGGUGACCCAGCACCUCCCUCCACACCAAGCAUUGGCCACGUUGUCUCUGCUUCGAGCGCUUUUCCACCGCUACGCCAAGUUGCAGCAGCUCUUAGAGUCGGACACGGAUCGUGUUGCAUCGGGUGAGUACCGUGCUGACAUUGGCGACCCUGACUUUGCGAACCCGUUCUCGAGUGCGUGCUGGGAAUUGGCACUGCUUGCACGUCACGUCCACCCGAAGCUGUCUACAUACGCGCUCGGGACUGCCCAGAUGGCUCCAACUCUACCGAACGAGCAUGCCCGAGCGCUCAUGGAUGCCUUCGAUCCGUAUGCUGGUGCGACGUUUGCGUUCAAGCCAAAGGUGCCUGUGCCGCCUAGCAACCCACUGCACAAGAAGAUUGCUAGUGAAAACAACAAGAACGACUCGCGCAAGAAAAGCCGUCAGCGUCGUGCGCGUCAGUUUUUCGUGCGUGAUCCGUUGGCGAACCUGGACGAGCAGUACUGCAAGACGACUGCCUCGCUUUUCUUCCAAAAGUGCCUCGAACUUGACGAGCAGCGCAGUACCAGCGCGUUGCCACUGAUGUUCAAGAAGUAA
Messenger RNA from Peronospora matthiolae, 2610 nucleotides. The record is from the annotation of a GenBank genome assembly. Lineage: Eukaryota; Oomycota; Peronosporomycetes; Peronosporales; Peronosporaceae.